UAGCUCUUAGCGCUAGCGAGCUGUUCCAUUUCACCCUCUGCUUAUUUCGAUCCAGCAGGAUGUUAUUAUGGAGCGUGGCCCAGUUCUGCCUGACAGCCUGGUGUUGGAGAUCUUCCUGUGUCUGUCCCAUGAUGCAGUGCUGACAGCUGGUCUGACCUGCAAACAGUGGCUGGCUGUCUCAAGAGAUGAGUUCUUGUGGAGGGAUUUGUUCUACAGCUACUACCGCAUCCCCCGCUAUGUACCCCGACAUCCAGCGGCGGUGUCAUGGUACAGGGAGUUCAGGCGUCUGUUUGACUGCAUCCCCUGUGUGGAGGUUCAGACGCUGAGAGAGCACACCGACCAAGUCCUCCACUUGGCCUUCUCUCACAGGGGGCACCGCUUCUCAUCCUGCUCCAAAGACUGCACAGUUAAGCUGUGGGACACGGAGCGACCAGAUGGCAACCUCUCAUUGGUUCACAGCUGCAGCAUGCGGGAGUUCAACUGGGGCUACACUCAGUUCUCCCAGUUCAAUGCUGACGACAGCCUGCUGCUCGUGUCGGGGGUGUACCUGGGCCCACACCACUCCUCUUCAGGGGAAAUCGCAGUCAUCAGUCUGGAAAAUUACACACUGUUGUCACGGGUGAGUAACAAGCCGUACGAUGUGUUUGGCUGCUGGCUGAAUGAGACCCACCUGAUCUCGGGGAACUUGCACUGGAUCGGCCAGAUGACCUCCUGCUCUGUGCUGUGGCUCAAUAAAGCUUUCCAGGAUGUCGAAUCAGAGAAUGCCAACGUGGUCAAGCGCCUUUUUAAGAUCCAGAACAUUAACGCAAGCACCAUCCGCACAGUGCUGGUGGCCCACUGCCGUCGUCACAACAACCCGGACUUGGUGCUGGAUUAUGAGGCCCAGUCUCAGGCUCAGAGGCGGAAAGGGCCACAGCAGCCGCACCAGCCCCUCCUCUUUGACCUGGGAACCUCCGGCAGCGACGAAGAGGACGAGGAAGCAGCAGAUGAUGAGUCUCAGAGGGAGGCGAGGGCUCAAGGCUUCACCGCCGCCCGUGCCCCUCAGUCCACUCUAUCAAACCUGGAGCAUAAAAUACAGAGUCGUAAAAGUAUCGGGCCCAGGGACCUGGCGAUUGAAACCCACGUGGCUAAGAUGAUGGGCCGAACCCACACGAAAGCACCAGACUGCAGCCUCAAAGAUCAGCUUGAUUCCGGGGAAGAAGACAAAACCUACUUGCUCUUCACCACCGGCAGCCUUACGUACUCCCCUCACCAAAUAGGUAUUAAGCUGAUCAAGCCCGACCAGAUGACAACGUCCGGUCCUGUCCUCGGUGAAGAGCGUAGCUCGGAGGAGUUCUUUGAUUCCCUGGACCAUGUUAUUGAUAUCCAUGGACACAUUAUUGGAAUGGGCCUUUCUCCAGACCACAGGUACCUUUAUGUGAACAGCCGGGCUUGGCCUGCCGGAUGCGUUAUCUCUGACCCCAUGUCGCCGCCUCCCAUCGCCGAGGAGAUAGACCUGCAUGUCAUCGAUCUGAAGAACUUGAGGGAGGAGAGAAGAAGCCUGCGCGCUCACCGAGCCUUCACUCCUAACGACGAGUGCUUCUUCAUCUUCCUUGAUGUCAGCAGAGACUUUGUUGCCAGUGGAGCUGAGGACAAGCACGGCUACAUCUGGGACCGUCACUACAACAUCUGCCUGGCGCGCCUGGCGCACGACGACGUGGUGAACUCGGUGGCAUUCAGCCCCUCCGACCAGGAGCUGCUGCUGUCCGCCAGCGAUGACUCUACCAUUAAGGUGUGGCGUUCGCCGCGCAUGGACCGCCUAGCGCAGGCGCCCGGACGGCUGCCGAGGCCCCGCAGCCUCCUGUCGUCCUGGUUGAGCCACAAGAACUCCACUUCUACCAGCAGCGUCAAUGGGAACCCACGAGUCAGGUUGGAAAACACACUGAGUGGGAGGGAGCGAGGAGAGGACAGUCAGACCUGACUCCUCUUCGGUGGGAAUAUAUCUGCACUCCAUGUAUAUGUACAGUGUGGUUACAGUCUGUGGUUUUGCUUGAGCUCACGGUGUUGUGAGCUACUCGGCGCUCGGCAGCUGGCAGGAGACGAGUUGAACCUCAGUGUUGGACACAAGGGUGCGCUGUUGUGCCAACAAAGGACAGAGGGUUGAAUUGACAUGUGGAGUUAACACCUAACUUGCACAAGACAGACAUUCUGUUUCCUGAGAGACGGGUUAUUUCUGUUUUAUCUGUGAGGUGCGUCUGAACAGGUCAGACAGCGAACUCCUGGACCUGAGGUGUAAAUGUGCUGCAGAGACGGCAUCUGAUGAGCAAAGUGCUGUACCAGAAAAUGUUUUCAGAAUUUAUCCCCCUAUUAAUGUAGUUAUAUCUAAUUGAUGUUUUGAG
Messenger RNA from Limanda limanda (common dab), 2378 nucleotides. It is a transcript of the gene fbxw5, whose product is annotated as F-box and WD repeat domain containing 5. Bases 68 to 1960 code for a protein of 630 amino acids. The transcript has 10 exons. Lineage: Eukaryota; Metazoa; Chordata; Actinopteri; Pleuronectiformes; Pleuronectidae. The record is from RefSeq and is a predicted model, not a curated record. Gene Ontology annotation, molecular function: protein binding. Gene Ontology annotation, cellular component: SCF ubiquitin ligase complex; Cul4-RING E3 ubiquitin ligase complex. Gene Ontology annotation, biological process: protein ubiquitination.